ACCAGAUAAUACAACACAUACUGCACCAUUAAAUUGUCACCUACCAGAAUUGAUUAAGGAAGAAAGAGCAGUGGGCCAACUACGAAGAGAUCCAAAGAUUUUCCUCCUCUGGGCAUUGUAGAUGACAGCAGAAAGGAGAUCUGAAGACUGCAUCUACUGGGAAAGGAGGAAUAUAUUUACCAAUACCCUAACAACUACGAUGAUAUUUCUUGUGCUUGUUAUUCCUUCACAGUAUCCUCUGCUACUUUAGCCAUCACUCUCCGCUGCCUCUGUCACUCGCUUUGUCUCCACACGACCACCAUGUGACCUUUUGUGCCCAUUCUUCACUUCCUUCCGUGUCAAGAUGAGGUGGUUCGGCUUCCACUUGAAAGUCUCCACACACUCCCACCGCUGCUUCCUCCCCUUCUCUCUUCCCGUGUUCCAUACAUGUAUACGAGUCUCACUGCAUCUCCCAGUCUCCUCUCCUCACUCUCCUUUCCCAAAACCCAAACUUUAGAUCUCGCAGACCUUCAAAUGGCUUCUCUCUUCUCUUCCACCACCAUUGUGAUCCUGCUGCUCUUCCUCAAUGUUAGUCUCACCAUUUCAGCGUCCACCACCACCACCAGCUCUCCUUCAAAGUCACCGAAGACUCAACCUUUGGGCGAAAAAUCCAUCAUUGACACCGGAGAAAAGGGGGGAAAGGUUCAGAGUCCCACUGCACUCAAGAAAAAGCCAAUCUUGGCAACCAAAAACCAGACCAAACUCUUGAAGCCCAAGAAAGCCAACUCCACCACAGCUGCUGCCACCGUCGCCACUGGAUCGAAAACCAGCAACAGCACCAUCAAGAUUAAGCUGGGUAAAAGCCUCAAUGCUACCCUGAAAGCUUCAAAUUCCACCAAGCUUCUCAAAACCAUCAAGCCUAUCAAGUCCAACUCCACCAAAUCCUCCAAAGACCAUCUCAAAUCUCUCAAUUCUACAUCCAAUUCGACCAAGCCCUCCAAAAAAUCUGCUUUUGAUCCGCCCAUUGCCAAGAACAAGACCACAUCCACUUCCAAAGCGACGAAGCCGCAGCAACCCACCAAGCCACCCCCGUCGAAGAACCCUACCAAGACCAAGGCGAAGCCGGAGGAAUCGACAACCUGGAUGGAGGGCGAUGACGACGUCGACGACACGGAUCUCAUUUCCGAUUUCCGGGAUCUCCCCGCCCGCCUGCUCCCGGACCUCGAGCGCCUCUCCACCACCUCCAAGGCCUACAUCUCCGCCGCCAACCGCGGCAUAGCGGAAGGCGUCAAGCCUUACGUGGGCAAGAGCUUCGCCCCGAAAGUUGCCGCCGUGCUCUCCUCGAUCUUCCUCGCGCUCCCCCUGCUCCUGCUCACCCUCCUCUUCCGCCGCUUCCGGGACUACCUCUCCCUCCACCGCCUCCUUCUCUUCAUCCAGGCCUACCUCGCCAUCUACUUCGCCACCCUCGCCGUGACCGCCCUGGCGACAGGGCUGGAGCCCCUGCGGUUCUUCUACACCACCUCACCAGCUUCCUACACCUGGACGCAGGCAGCGCAGACGUUGGGCUACCUGCUGUACCUGGUGCUGCAGCUGGUCGACCUAGUGUCGGUGUUCUCCGGGGGCAAGGACGCCGGCGGGAGCGGCGCGUCGGCGCGAGCGCUCGCCCUGGCGCAAAUGGUGAUCGGCCUGGCGGUGGGGAUGCACUACUACGCGGCCGUGUUCCACCGGGCGGUGAGCGGGGAGGCGCCGCGGGCGAACUGGCGCGUGCACGGCGUCUACGCCGCGUGUUUCCUCGUGAUUUGCGCGUGCGCGCGUGCGGAGAGGCGGAAGAAGGCCUACUACGAAGGGGGCGAAGAUGGGAAGAAAAGCUAAGUUUCGGGGCCAUACUGGGAAGCGGAUUCCAGGGGCGUAACGGGAAGACGCGAUGGUGAGACAUGAAUUGGUAAUUCUUUUCUACUAUUUAUCUUCGUGUCGUACUUUACAUGUUAUCGACUACAUCGGGCUACGUAAUCAAGCGUAAUAAAGGGAGGAGUAGAUUGGGAAGAGAAA
This is a messenger RNA of Musa acuminata subsp. malaccensis (wild Malaysian banana), 2028 nucleotides long. RefSeq lists its product as uncharacterized. NCBI's taxonomy places the organism in Eukaryota, Viridiplantae, Streptophyta, Magnoliopsida, Zingiberales, Musaceae. The record is from RefSeq and is a predicted model, not a curated record.